Messenger RNA from Athalia rosae (coleseed sawfly), 3696 nucleotides. It is a transcript of the gene rb, whose product is annotated as AP-3 complex subunit beta-1. The record is from RefSeq and is a predicted model, not a curated record. Gene Ontology annotation, cellular component: membrane coat; AP-3 adaptor complex. NCBI's taxonomy places the organism in Eukaryota, Metazoa, Arthropoda, Insecta, Hymenoptera, Athaliidae. Gene Ontology annotation, biological process: intracellular protein transport; vesicle-mediated transport. The coding region runs from base 153 to 3335 and encodes 1060 amino acids. The transcript has 10 exons.
UGAUAUCGAAGUUGAACAUGGUGGCUGUGCGAUUGUAAAUUGUGAUGAUCUGUCAAAGUGGUUAGAAAAUUAGAUUAUCAGUUUUACGAAUGAGUCAAUAAAGUUAAAAGAAAAUAUACUCGCAUUAUUUUUUGUGAUAAAAUAAACCGAUCAUGUUGUCGGCGGCAGCAAAUACGAUGUCAAACAACGGUGGCUCCUACAGUAAUGACAGGCCAAGUAGUGCUGGGGAACCAGAGUUAGCAACCGAUGUUGCCUAUGGAGGAUUUUUUCACUCCGAUUAUAAAAAACAUGAAGAUUUGAAACAAAUGCUUGACAGCAAUAAAGACAGCCUCAAGCUAGAGGCUAUGAAACGAAUUAUCGGGAUGGUGGCCAAAGGACGGGAUGCAUCCGAGCUUUUUCCAGCAGUUGUAAAAAAUGUGGUAUCAAAGAAUAUCGAGGUAAAAAAGUUGGUGUAUGUAUAUUUGGUUCGGUAUGCUGAAGACCAACAGGACCUGGCCUUACUGUCGAUAUCUACGUUCCAAAGGGCUCUAAAAGACCCUAAUCAAUUAAUAAGAGCAAGUGCCUUGAGAGUUUUAUCAAGCAUCAGAGUUUCUAUGAUUGUUCCUAUCGUCAUGCUAGCAAUCAAAGAUUCUGCCAGUGACAUGUCGCCGUAUGUCAGGAAAACAGCUGCGCAUGCUAUACCAAAGCUUUAUUCAUUAGAUCCUGAGCAAAAAGAGGAACUUAUCGGUGUUCUAGAGAAAUUAUUAUCUGAUAAAACAACUCUUGUUGUCGGAUCUGCCGUAAUGGCAUUCGAGGAAGUUUGCCCAGAGAGAAUCGAUUUGAUUCAUAAGAAUUACAGAAAGCUGUGCAAUCUUCUUGUUGACGUUGACGAAUGGGGUCAGGUCGUCAUUGUGAAUAUGCUCACUAGAUAUGCGAGAACUCAGUUUAUCAAUCCUAAUUUAGAUGAUCUCGUAGAAGAUGAAAACCGUCCAUUUUAUGACUCAGAUUCAGACUCAUCGAAUUCAAAAAAACCCAAGUUUUCCUUGGAUCCUGAUCAUCGUCUACUUCUUAGGAACACUAAGCCACUUUUGCAGAGCAGAAAUGCUUCUGUAGUUAUGGCUGUAGCGCAGCUUUACCAUCACGCUGCGCCUAGAAGUGAAGUUAUGAUCGCCGCAAAGGCUUUGAUCAGAUUAUUGCGCAGUCACAGAGAGGUUCAGAGCAUUGUUCUUCACUGUAUUGCCAGCAUAUCCAUCUCUAGAAAAGGAAUGUUCGAGCCUUUUCUGAAAUCAUUUUUCGUCAGAACUUCUGAUCCAACUCACAUAAAGUUACUAAAACUCGACAUCCUUACAAAUCUAGCAACAGAAACCAGCAUUGGUGUCAUACUCAGAGAAUUUCAGACCUAUAUUUCAAGUAGCGACAAAGAAUUUGUUGGUGCUAGUAUCCAAGCUAUCGGUAGAUGUGCUAGUAAUAUCAAGGAAGUCACUGAUACCUGUCUUACCGGACUAGUGUCAUUGCUCAGCAACAGAGAUGAAGCUGUGGUGGCAGAGAGUGUAGUGGUGAUAAAAAAGUUACUUCAGACCCAGCCAAAUGAACACAAGGAAAUAAUUGCGCAUAUGGCAAAAUUAAUGGACUUUAUAACGGUGCCUCAAGCGCGGGCUUCAAUCCUGUGGCUCCUAGGAGAAUAUUCCGAUAGAGUGCCCAAAAUAGCACCUGACGUUCUCAGGAAAAUGGCAAAAAGCUUCAUGAAUGAACAGGAUAUAGUGAAGCUACAGACUUUGAAUUUGGCAGUUAAAUUAUUUUUAUCUAAUCCGAACCAGACUAAAUUACUCUGUCAGUACGUCUUCCAGCUGGCAAAGUAUGAUCAGAAUUAUGACAUAAGAGACAGAGCACGAUUUCUUAAGCACUUCAUAUUCAAUCAGGAAGGCGGGACUGAAACAAAGCUCUCGCAGUACGCAAAGAAAAUAUUCCUUGCACCCAAACCGGCACCUAUGCUUGAGUCCAGGUUCAAAGACUCCCAGUUUCAACUUGGUACCUUGUCUCACUAUCUUGAUACCCCAUGUGUUGGUCAUCACAUCUUGCCUCCGUUUCCUGAAGUUGCUCCCGAUCCCUCAGUCAGAGACGUUGCAGAGCCGGUCAGUGCACACGAAAUGAAAGAUGAGAGACAUCAUAGCAGGAAAGAUAAGAGAGAAAAAAAAGGCAAGGAGAAGGAAAAUAGCUUUUAUAGUGAAGAUGAGAGCAGCGCUGCAGAAGAUUCUGAAAGCGAAGAUGAAUCUUCUGAUUCCUCAGACAGUUCAUCAGAAGAUGGCAGCGAGUCAUCUGAUUAUUCUUCGGAGUCGGAGAAGUCAGAAAGGCCGGAGAAAAAAAAGAACGUAGUAAAGAAAUCCGAUGACUCGGAGAGUGGGUCUAGCUCACAGGAUUCGGAGAGUGAGGAAGAAUCAGAGAGUGACGAAAGCAAGGAAGAAGACAAGCCUGAAGAGAAGAAGAAAAUUUCAGUUCAGAAAGAAACCAAAAAAGAACCUUCUCAAGAAAAACCUAAGAGCAACCUCGAUCUACUUCUGGAUUUGGAUGAUAUGGCACCAAUGACAUCGAUAAUGACUCCGACUCUUGGGGGAUUCUUGACCCCCAUGAAUCAGCUGCAUCUAAGCGGAGUGACAGAAGUUGGAGCUAGCUUCAUUCCUAAUAAAGCAUCUGAACUGCUUAAUAAAAUCAGCGGAAAGGGGCUGAAAGUCGAAUUCAGGUUCACUAGAUCUCAGCAUCUCGUUAGUUCUGCCAUGACAACCAUUGAAUUAUCGUUUAGAAAUGAGAGCAGUGAACCCAUGAAAGACAUAAAAGUCGGAAACAAGAAUCUUCCCUCCGGUAUGCAGAUGCACGAUUUCUCGCCUAUACAAUUGCUGCCUCCAAACACAUCCUUAUCUUCGACGCUAGGCGUGAAUUUUAAUGAUUCUACGCAGCCUGCUAACUUUAGCAUCGAUUUUUUGAAGGAAGAUGAAAAGUACUCAUCCUCUGUAUCAAUUAGGGCCCCGAUAGGGGAGCUCAUGCGUUCAGUAAUGUUACCUGAAAGUUUGUUCACGGCGGAACAGGCGAAGCUUAAGGGGAUGAAUGAACAUGUAGCAAAAACAGUUUUCUCUGGGAAUAGAAAACUCAUCUCUCAGAAAGUAUUUGAAUCUUCCAACGCAGCUCUCAUUUCUAGUGAAGACAAUAUUCUCAGGUUUGCCGCACAGACUUUGGCUUCUAAGUCCCUGGUAUUGAUAACAAUCAAUAUCACAGAUAACGACAACCUGGAGGUCUGUGUCAACUGUGAAAAAAUGGUCGUAGGAUCAAUGCUUCUCAAUGAUCUGAAGAGUAACUUGAAAUAGUCGGAUCAUACAUUGAUUUGAUUUUGGAAACCUUGAGAGAUUCGCGAAUGCUAAAGGGUACGAUUGUCUUUAAGUUUUUCGUUUUUUUAUUUUUUAGAAAACCGUUUAUUGCUCACAGUUAUUCGUGUAUUUCAUUCCACGUCCAGUAAUGAUAACGAAUAAAUAUAGAUAUAUAUUAUGCUAGUAUAUUAAUAUACAAUACUAUGAAGGUCGCGUCAAAAAAUUUAUCAAAUUAUCAUGUGUAUAAAUAUUAUUAUCGCAUACUGAGUUAUUAUACAUCAUUCGCCUUGGAUUGUAUCCCUUUUCACUUUUUUUUCCUAACUAUUUAUAAUAAAUAUGUCAAUGUUAUCUAUGCACGUUA